GAGCACUGGACCAUAAUAAUCAACCCAGAGACAGGAGGUACUAGUCAUGGCUGGAUCUGACUCACCAGACCUGGUGACUCUAUUCCAUCAGGAGCCCAGUGGAAUCACUUACCGCAUUCCAGCACUUAUCUAUGUACCGGAGCCCCACACUUUCCUGGCUUUCUCAGAGAAACGGUCCUCGCCUAGUGACCAGGAUGCCUUGUGCAUUGUAAUGCGAAGGGGGGUGAAGACCUAUGAGGCUAUUCAUUGGGAGGACAUUACUUCAGUGGCAUCUGCCAAGUUACCAGGUCAUCGAACCAUGAACCCUUGCCCUGUGUAUGAUGCGUGGAGUGGGACAGUAUUCCUCUUUUUCAUCUGUGUUCGCACAAAUAGUUCUGAAAUGAGACAGAUCUUCACUGGCAGGAAUGCGGCCAGACUUUGCUUCGUAACAAGUAGUGAUUAUGGUAAAACUUGGAGCACGUUGCAUGAUCUUACUGAGGAAGUUGUAGGAAAUGAGCUCAAGGACUGUGCCACACUAGCAGUGGGUCCUGGGCACGGCAUUCAAUCAACAUCUGGAAGGUUGAUAGUACCUGCUUACCUCUAUUACAUACACUCCCGCUUCUGCUGCCUUCCCAUUCCUUGGAAAACAAAACCUCAUUCUUUUAUUUUCUACAGUAACGACCAUGGUAAGAGCUGGCACAAAGGAAGUAUCCUCUGGAAACAGAAGACAGGAGAGUGUGAGGUGGCAGAAGUGGCCCGCAACAACGGUACAAACCUCCUGUACUGCAGUGCAAGAACGAGGGAGCAUUACCGUGUGGAAGCUAUCAGUAACAGUCAAGAAAUGGAAUUUGGUGACUCUCAUAUUUGCAAGAGUCUGUGUGAACCUCCUACAGGCUGCCAGGGGAGUGUGGUGGCCUUCGAACCCCCAAAGGAUAGCAGUGCCAACGAAGAACAUGAGAAGAGCACAACGUCUUGGCUUCUGUAUUCCCACCCAACCAGCAGGAAGAAGAGAGUGAACUUGGGAGUCUACUUAAACAAAUCUACACUUGUACCUUCAGUCUGGACCCAACCCUGGAUCAUUAACAAAGGGCCAAGCGGAUACUCAGACUUAGUAGUAUGCCAAGAUUCACAUAUUUUUGGGUGCCUAUAUGAGUGUGGCUUGAAUGCAUGUGAGAAAAUCAACUUCAUGAAGUUUACAAUGGAAGAACUACUUAAGAAUAUAUCAACCUUGUAAAGGUGCAGUCUACUCCUUCCUAGACAACCUGGCAAGCUUAUUUGUCUUCAUAGAUGAAUGGCAACAUAUUGACAUAAUAGACAAAGCUAGUUUCACCACUAGACUGCUUUCCCAGCAUGUUUUGCAGGAUAGGACUAGUGGGUUGAGUUGUACUUGUGGAUACAAAGAAUCUACAUGCACAUGCAAUAUUGCUUUCUUUAGAGGGAAGGACUGGAUUUGGCGAGCUUUACAGCGCUAUGUAGCACUUUAUCGGCACAUCAUUGUAACUUAUUACAUAGUCUAACUGGGUAAAACUCAUUAAUUCAAGUGCGAUGUAUGGGGAAGUGAAUUCUGAGUUAAAUUCAGAUUUUAUGAUGAAAACGGUGUAUUGCAAGCAUAGGUGGCUUGGAAAAUCUUUCCAUGUAAUCUGUUUUAGUCUAACAGUUAAACACAUUUUUAAUUCUCAUUCACACUUUAGUGAAGGACAUUAUUUUUUUUUUUUUUUAUUAAGUUGUAACGUAUCCCCUAUACUCCAACUCAGUAUAUCGGCUGUAGUUCUCCCAAAUCCCAAGUGAAGCUGUGAUUAAAGUUCUGAGCUACCCAAACAUCAGCCAAGACUUGAUGAAGGGUACAAGAAGACUGGUUUAUUGUGGCCAGCUUAUAUACACAGACCCCCAGCCGGGGGUCUCCCAGCAGUAACAGAGUGAACCACUCCCACAACACGCCCAGGAGUCUCUGUGCUUGGGAGAUAAUUUAGUGUACUUUGCUUAAAUUAAUUAUCUCCCAGGCACAAGAGUUACAAAAUAUUAAACAUAAACUAUUAAAAAUACAUACAACACAUAUAGGAACCCCCACAAAUAUUAUAUACCCAGAUAGCCUGGAGUUGUCUAAAUAGCGCUCAGUUCCCACGAACACAGCCGAAUCGCCACUGGGGUAACAUUUUGUCCGACCGCACACGUGGCGUCUGCCUAAAUUAGUUCCAGAGAAAUAGUGGUAGCGGUCGGUCACUUUCGGGAGUUCCAUACGAACAAACUGUCGAACACUUCCCCAGGCUCAUAGCUAGCGAUUGUUUGCCUUGUUUGUGCGAACAAUCCUACCGAACAGGGCUCUCCUGGCUUGUCACGGAAAGAAGCAGUCGUUCGUGUGAUUUUUACCGGUGUUCGCGAGGUCAAGUGUCCGACUUAUAGUUCCAGACACUCAACGACCAAGUUUACCGCUGCCUGCGUUCAUGCGACAAAAUGGCCACCGUUUUCUCAAGCGCGUGUUGUUCCGUUAUGCGAACGGCGGCCACACAUGGAGAGCACUUAAGUCUGUGGUUUCUUUGUAGUUGGUAGUUUGGUAGAUUGUAACUGCCAAACUGGGGAAAUGUAUUUGUGUUCAGGAAACUAUAUACCAUGAACUAGGAGGGAAAUGUCUUACAAACAGAAGGGAAAAUAGUGAGUUGGUCACAAUGUAUAUGGCCCAUAGUUGGUGGGCAGGAGGCCAGCUUCCACACUUCUACAGAAGUUUGUGGCAAACGUCCAGGGUAAGGAGCGUUUGUCACAUAUUAAGUUAUUUAGAUGAGAGUCAAUUCACUUUUGUUUUGGGGGAGGGGGAGAGCAGGGCCAGACUCUCAUGGUGGAGAGAGGGUGAGCUAGCUCCUCUACUAUCUUGAUUAAAAAUCAUUCCUGUGGCCUCACUUGGCUCGCCAAAAUACAGCAAGAGUAGGAUUUGCUUACAAGUGUAUAUUAGAAAUUCUGUAAAUGCCGAGUUAAAAGUCACUUUCCAAAAUAAGAAAAAAAGACUUUUAAUUGGGCAAAUAUAUAGCCAUACAUUUUUUCAGUGUGGAGACUGUCAUAAACACUACCUGAAAUCCAAAAUGAGAAUAGUUCAGUUCCUUAAAAAAAAAUAUUAUGAAAUCUCCCCUUGUAACAUAAUAAAUACACUGAUAUUACUGGUAAAAUGUAGGACAAAGAACAGUAUACAGAGCAGAACAUUACCUCGUGCCUGACGUAUUUCGCAUGUUACUAGCAACCAGCAUUCUACAAAAUAUUGGUUAAUUUUGCUGACAAUAAAAUUCCCUAUUGUGUUUGAGCCCCAUCUAUUAAAUCUAAUACUGCACUUAGAAUGGGACUAGCACAGUUAUUAAAAAGGCUAUCAAAUAUUUUUCAACAUGCAAAAGAUGUAUCUCAAGUACGAAACUAUUUUCUAAACUUAAGUCACGUGUAAGCUAACUAGAUUUUAGAUUUUAAAAAAUAAAGUUCGUUUUUGGGGAUUUUUAAUAUAAAUUAUUGAUGUAAAACUAUAACAGGCUUAUUCACUAAAGUGAGUAUUUAACGUGAAUUCUCAGUGAAUUUUAGACCAAGGUAGCCAAACUGGAAGAAUUAGCUGACUUAGAACAUGCUGUCAAAAAUGUCAUCUAACACUCAUUUCCAUCUAAUGAAGGUUAUUUAGCUACAGUCUUACCACCAUGGUCUACAGGCUGACUUUAAACUACAGCGGAAACCACGAAGAGGUGCUUUACACAAGCUUUUGAACUUGGUAUUUUUAAAUGUUUUAAAUUAACAAUGCCCACCCAGCAAUUACACAUUUUUUUUCUACUAUUUAGUCUCUUUAAUUAUGCUUUUUAUUGUACAAUACAUUAUGAAGUG
Molecule: messenger RNA, 3822 nt
Organism: Pelobates fuscus (common spadefoot toad)
Lineage: Eukaryota; Metazoa; Chordata; Amphibia; Anura; Pelobatidae
Product: sialidase-3-like
Exons: 3
Coding region: 47-1213 (388 amino acids)
Biological process (GO): ganglioside catabolic process; oligosaccharide catabolic process
Cellular component (GO): intracellular membrane-bounded organelle; cytoplasm; membrane
Molecular function (GO): exo-alpha-sialidase activity
Source: RefSeq, a predicted model, not a curated record